Daphnia pulicaria is the source of this 1175-nucleotide messenger RNA. Its product is annotated as steroid transmembrane transporter SLC22A24-like. Gene Ontology annotation, biological process: transmembrane transport. Gene Ontology annotation, molecular function: transmembrane transporter activity. NCBI's taxonomy places the organism in Eukaryota, Metazoa, Arthropoda, Branchiopoda, Diplostraca, Daphniidae. Gene Ontology annotation, cellular component: membrane. The coding region runs from base 46 to 1140 and encodes 364 amino acids. The record is from RefSeq and is a predicted model, not a curated record. The transcript is spliced from 6 exons.
ACUGUGAACUUUUGUAUAAAUUAUUUCAAAAAAAUAAUUCCACUCAUGGCUUCAAACAGUUCAAGUGACAUUGAAACAAGUCACAAUCAAUUUAAUGUAUCGACUGUUUCUGAAUUCGGGUUGGAAAAUGGGACAGAAUCGAACGUUGUCAGUUACGACGAAAUUCUAGGAAAAUUAGGGCAGAUGGGUAAAUUUCAACUCAAGACAUUUCUAUGGCUCUGUCUACCGGCUUUCUUCCCAGGCAUAGUCAUCAUGUCGUACACUUUCACCGGAGCAACACCAAAUUACAGAUGCUUUGUGCAAGUCUGUGAUAGUGACAAGAUGACGACACAUUUUUCUACAAGAAAUUUGUCUUCGCAAAACCAGACGAUUGCGUUGGAUAGUAAAAAGGAUGGGUGCAACUUUGAUAAUAAUUCUUGGACUAAUGCUCGCCAAUGUAAUUUUAAAAAUUCAUCCGACGGCACCUUCCUAGAAAAAUGUGAUCGUUGGGUUUACGACAGGUCUAUGUUUCAUUCCACCAUCGUCAGUGAUUUUGAUUUAACUUGCGAAAAUGAAUGGAAACAAACUGUUGCCAGCAGUCUUUUCAUGUUUGGGAUGUUGAUUGGAGCAGUCACCAUUGGCUUUAUAGGAGACACUAUUGGGAGAAGGAAAACAUUCACUUUGAACAUAUUUGUCCUGGCGCUAAUCACAACUGCGACGGCAUUUUCACCCGACUGGAUCACUUUCUGUGUGAUGAGAUUCUUUUCCGGAAUCGGUGCGUGUGGCCACUUCCUCAUCAUCUUCGUCUGGGGAGUUGAAGCGGUCGGGAAACGGUACAGGAUCGCUUGCGGAUUCAUCUACCAAAUAGUUUACGCAACAGGAUCUGCCUGUCUGGGACUAGUGGCCUAUUUUGUGCGAGAUUGGAGAGUACUUCAGCUUGUCAUUAGCGUUCCCAUGUUUGGUCUGACAGCUCUAUUUUGGAUUUUACCGGAGUCGAUUCGAUGGUUGAUAACCAAGAAAAAUUUUCCUAAAGUUAAAAAGCUUCUCUUGCAAGCUGCCGAUUUGAAUGGGGUCCGUGACAUUUCCGACAGCAUAUUUACUCUUGAUGGGGAACAAUUUAAAUGGAAACAGUUAGUAUGUUAUCUUGAUUGUUACAAUUAAUAACUAAAAAUAAAGCACAAUAACUAACGGCUCCC